Messenger RNA from Phytomonas sp. Hart1, 2415 nucleotides. Lineage: Eukaryota; Euglenozoa; Kinetoplastea; Trypanosomatida; Trypanosomatidae. The record is from the annotation of a GenBank genome assembly.
AUGAGGGGCCUUCCUAAUAAGGAGCAAACCAUAUUCCAUGAGUAUGAAAAUACCCAGUUACCGCCAUCUAACCGUUUUAAGUGUAGUUCUCAGAUAGAUCGCAUUUCGCCGUUCUUCACAUCAUCCAAUACCGUGGAGUCGUAUCCAUCCCCCAAACAAUGUACUGUAAUACCAGGGAGCGGUGUGGUACCUGACAAAAAAGCAACCUAUCUGCUAUCGGACGGACAAGAAAACCCUUGGAUAGACGAUGGGGCUCGUGGGCCACUCUUUCGUGUGGUGCAUCCUCAGGGGUUUCGUAUCCUUAAGGACAACAAUGUUCUAGAACGCACCUUGCGUGGAUAUUUUCGCCUACCCCCGGUACCUAGUAAGCAUUUGAGGCAGGAGCGUGAGCGUCUCCGAAAGGCAUUGGUAUCAAUUGAAAGGCAGGAGCGUAUGAAACAGUCUAAGAGAGGUAAAAAUGAAAGCGAAAGUCACGGGGGUGUUGUGCUGGACGGUUUCUUUCUCUUAAAUGCGGCUGGUACGGAAAACCCAGAGACAGUGGAAGCCGUUAAUUUGCAGUGCUCGUACCUGACUAGUAGUAUCCCUGAAGACUUAUCUUAUUUCACAAAGUUAGUGUUCCUCGAUGUGAGUGAAAAUUCUUUGAAUGUGGAGGAUCUGCUCGCCCUUACUUCUCUUGAGACUCUUCAUAUUGCAUGUAACAGGAUUUCAUCCCUCACGGGAAUCAGCCAGGCUUUGCAACAGCAACGACUCAAUGGUGCCUCAGAUGGCAUUGAGUGUGGGUCUAGCACGACUGGUACGAUGAACAGCUCCAAGAGUUUGUCUUUUCAUGACGUUGUUUUACCUCAUCUAACGGCGCUUAACCUUUCAUACAAUCGCAUUCCAGCGAGCCACCUUUCACUGUUAGUACAUUUUCCUUGUCUUGAGAAGCUGGAUUUGAGCGGGAACGAUAUAAAAGUUUUGCCGACAGAUCUAUCAUUUCUUACUGGUGUCACUCAUUUUGCAUUGGAGAACAAUCAGUUUCGUUCACCCCUCCAUGAAGUGGAAAAAUUCGAUGUAUUCCAGAGUCUCUCAACUAUGCCUUCCCUUGUCGAAGUGAACUUAAACUAUAAUCAGCUUUCCUACGUUCCUCCGCUUUCUACUCACAGCGGUCGUGGACUUUGUUUUCCUUCUAUUGAAAUUAUGGGAGUCGCUGACAAUCAAUUCCAAACAGCUGAAAGUUUAGUAGAGUUGGGCCAUCUGCAUCGCACACUCAGACAGAUUGUGCUUACGAAUAAUCCUAUAUGUUUGGAUCCUCGUAAUAUUGAGAUCCUCAAGGGGACCUUUUCGAGCAUAGCAGAGGCUACUUUUUAUAACCACGAAAAGCGGCAUCGGAUGUGUGAUGAUUUAGUUUCUCAGUAUGGGAAUGCCCCCAAUCCAGAGGGCGUGCAUUUGACCAGCGACGAGGACAGUGAAAGAUGGAUAGGGAAAGAUUGGGUUCGCUUGAUUUCACUACCUAACAAAGAUUGUGGUCACUAUUCUUUACAGAGCGCCGCAAGGGCGGCUGCCGUUGCCGCUGCCGAGGCUGAAUCUGUUGAUUCCCCAACCAGUAGCCCAGUGAACACAAGUGAUAACGAUGAUCAGCGUACAGUCGAUUCCCCACCAUACUUUUCGUUUACACAACAUAGUGAUAAUACGGCGCCAACGGAGCGGUCAUCAAUGCCUGAUGGGAAGGAAGCUUUAUUUUCUAGUAAGCGCUACGCAGAAUCAGAGGGCGUAAUGCGGUCUAAGACUUCUUUCACUAAUUUAGAGGCGUAUUUACAUGCGCACCGAAUCGAGAUAGUUCUACAUGAUUCGUUCAUGCCGAAGCAAUCGUUACAGUAUUUCUAUGCUACUCACACUUGCCGUGCCGGACAGAACGUUCUCGUCACCAUUCCACCUCAUAAGGAGUUUAUGGACAUUUACCGUUUGACACGUCCCAAAGGAAAACAGUCUCGACGUAACCCACUUUUCCCUCGCAAGCGGUUGCCACAGACAGUGUGCCCACCUUUGUCUUCUGAUAUUUCGAAUUCUGCGCAAACAGGGGAUUCAGAUGCUGGCAAUGUUGUUUCAGAUGAGACACAUCCCACCUUACCAAUUGGGACGUUUUCUGAACCCGACUCUACUCCAGCAUUCUUUUUAACAGCAGUGGAAAGCCAGGUGGCUCAGAAUCCUCAGGGGUCUCAACUUUCCCCCAACACUUCGACAGCCUUUUCUCGCUGUGAUGUUCCCUCAGCGGAAGUACCGAAACAUGGCAAAACGAAUGUCAAAUCAACAACUCGUUUGCCACCUGUAAUUUCACCUAGCUCUAUGAAUGUCCACAGAGCCCUUGCGGAACUGAAGAAUCUCCUACGUAAGCCUCUGCCGUCCUUACCAUACAGCUCUGGACAUCAUGGAUAG